CAUUACCAUUAACCAUGAAGCACCAGAGACCAGAGUCUCAGUCAAUUCAUCCUCCGGUUCAACUUUUUUUAGGGGUGCAUAAAGAGGGGUUUGCAAUUUUUUCAUUUUUUUACACAAAAAUCUUCAAAACAAUAAUGUGAGUACGAAUAAGUACUGGUAUCAUACUACUCCUACGGCAGGGCUACAGAACUCGAUGGAUACGGCACAAAGAAUGGAUACCGUACGGCAAACCUUACCAAGUUUUCGUUUCUCAAACUUGGUGUGCCGACUUCGACUAUGGUAGUACGAGAACCGUGCAGCACCAUCCAUAAUACCGCAUCGGCUGUCGACUAUUGCAUGCAAGCAAAAGAGUGGCACCAAUCGGACUUUUGAUUCCGAGAAAACCGCGCUGUACUUUUAGGAGCCAACUCGACGGAAACGAUUCAAACUUCCGAUAUCGAAAGAGAUGAAUUUGGAGCUGCUCGAUCCUUUUCGAAAGCAAAUUCCUGACCGAAUCGAUUCGACGUUGGAUCUUCCAACCACCUUUCAUUUUAGGAAACAAAUUGAUUCGAAAGAGAAGGGUAGCAAAAAAGUUAGCGUUGAAGAAGAUUGGAAAGCGGCCAAUCACAUAGCCUUCAAUCGCCGUGGAUCUUAUAUCGCCGUGGGAUACGGAAGUGGGACGGUUGGGGUAUUUGAUGUGCUGAGUCGGACUGUGAGUAGUCUGUAUCGACAAGAGAAAUUUGGACCAUCGUCGUCAGCCUCAUCAUCUAAUACUAAGGGUGGCAAAACAAAGGACUUGGGGGCGGACGAUCAUGGGGUGACGUCUAUGUCUUGGUCGCGACGCUCUCGAACGUUACUAGUGGGAUCGCUCGGAAGUCCAGAGGUGAGACUCAUAGAUACGACGCAUCCUUUCGGUCCCGAAGAGUGCUGCACCGGGAUCCAACUUAGCGAAAAUAAGGAUGGAGAUGAUGAUAAUUCAAGGAGCAACUCACCUGCCCCAAUAGAUUCGAAAGACGUAGGAAAGCACUCUGGAAAGCAAACGCCGUUUAAGGACAAGCCGGGAAAAGAUCACUACAAAAAAGCUGCUAGAUUGAAGACCCGAAUGAUAGAAACCCAGGAAGGGAUGCCUUUUUCACCCCAAUCUUCUUUCUCUGAAAACAAAAUAGAAGAAACAAAGUCGUUUGAGCCAGCCAACAAGUCAACAACACGUCGCUAUCCCUGGGUUGAAUUCAGUUUUCCACGAGGGAUCGGAAAUUCUCUCCAGAUACAUCCUAGAAAUCCUUGUGCCGGACAAGCAGUCUUGAAAGAUGGAUCACUGGUAGCUUUUUGUGUGCCAAAAGCUGGAUUCGAAGGAUCAAAAUCGAAGAAGCACACAUCAAAAACGGUUGAUGAUGACGUACAGAUGAAGGAAUCUAGUGACGAAAAAUCAAAACACGAAACACCAGUGGUUUGUGUAGCGACCCUGUUUAAAGGAGAUGAAUACGAAGUAUUUUGUUCGACAUUCGAUCCCCAAGGCGAAAAGAUAUAUGCAGCCACAAAAGAUGGAAAAAUACUUGGAUUUGAGGUCAAAGCAAUUUUUGAUCUCCUUUGUAGUGGCUGCGACACAAUACCACCUCUCGAGCCAACUUUUGUCAUACAGAUCCCAGGCAACGCUUGGGCUUGGCAAAUUAUAGUGAGUCGAAAUGGUCAUCAACUUGUAGUCAAUAGUAACGAUGCCGCGCUCCGUUUGUACAGCACAAAGGAAUGUUGGGAGAGGCCCGCUGAGGUUGAGAAGCCUCUCUUUGUUUUCCAGAAUAUUGUUACCAAGGUUAAAUUUGUCUCGUAUGAUCUUUCUGGUGAUGGGGAAUACUUGGUUGGUGGAGCGCAGGGAAACGAUGCAAAAUAUGAACUUUAUAUCUGGAAUACAACUACAGGUGCAUUGAUGGACAAAUUAACCGGUUCCAAUGCCCAGUUGUAUAGUGUAGCAUGGCAUCCCACGCGAAGCUUUGUAGCGGUUGCCGCUGAUGAUGGGCUUGUGGACGUGUGGGGCCCGAGAAUCAAUUGGACAGGUGAGUGUUCCAUGGGAAUACAAGUAUGGAUCCCCAUUUUGGUUCUAAAACCUUAGCUCACAAUACUGUCAUCCUUGCAUAUCAUCCGCAACAGCUUUCGCUCCAGAUUUUCAAGCCCUUCCUAGAAACGUUGAGUACGUGGAAUGUGAGGAUGAGUUCGACAUAGUGGAAGAUGAGAAUGGAGGGUCGGCAUCAAAAGAAGAGGAUAGUGAAGAAAACAAGGUUAUCGACAUUCUGACAAUAGAACCUGUUCCUGUAUUCCAAUCUGAUUCUGAAAACGAGGAAGAUGUUUUCACCUUUGAACCCGCAGUUGGUAGGCCCUCCGGUGGAAAGGGAGGGAGCGACAAUGCAAAUUAAAUUGGAAAGCUUUCUGUCAUUUUAGGUCGAUUGAGUUUCGUUUGACAGUAAACAUUUUCACUCGAACUAGUUUCAAAAAGAUGAGGCAGUAGCUCCCAUGUGUCUGGCAAUUAAAUAAUCGAUUUCUGAAACUUUGUAGUCUUAGAAUUCUGAUGCCAUAUCCUGCGUCCAUACUUGAAAAAAGUGCCGAUCAGAAAGUAGAUUCUCGUGGAGUCAAUAAAGAGAAUAUACUAGU
Pseudo-nitzschia multistriata is the source of this 2619-nucleotide messenger RNA. The record is from the annotation of a GenBank genome assembly. Lineage: Eukaryota; Bacillariophyta; Bacillariophyceae; Bacillariales; Bacillariaceae.